Pogoniulus pusillus (Red-fronted tinkerbird) is the source of this 2971-nucleotide messenger RNA. It is a transcript of the gene SLCO1C1, whose product is annotated as solute carrier organic anion transporter family member 1C1. The transcript is spliced from 14 exons. The coding region runs from base 18 to 2153 and encodes 711 amino acids. Gene Ontology annotation, biological process: sodium-independent organic anion transport; transmembrane transport; bile acid and bile salt transport. Gene Ontology annotation, molecular function: bile acid transmembrane transporter activity; protein binding. NCBI's taxonomy places the organism in Eukaryota, Metazoa, Chordata, Aves, Piciformes, Lybiidae. Gene Ontology annotation, cellular component: plasma membrane. The record is from RefSeq and is a predicted model, not a curated record.
AGGCGAGGGAUAUCAUCAUGGAGAGUUCAUCAAAAGAAAACAGUCGCUUUUUCUCAUACAACAUGGUCCUGCCAGUUGACCGAUCCUCAUUCAAGUCCGAAUCUUCUGCAUCCAAGGAGCAACAGUCAUGUUGUGGAGGUAUAAAGAUAUUUCUUGGUGCGUUGUCUUUUGUUUAUUUUGCUAAAGCACUGUCAGGAAGUUAUCUAAAAAGUACUAUCACACAAAUAGAAAGAAGAUUUGAUAUCCCCUCCUCUUUGGUUGGCGUUAUUGAUGGCAGUUUUGAAAUUGGGAACCUCCUAAUCAUAAUUCUUGUAAGCUACUUUGGAGCGAAGCUUCACAGGCCAAGAAUAAUUGGAGCAGGCUGCUUGAUUAUGUCAGCUGGAACAUUCCUAAUUGCGAUGCCCCAGUUCUUCAUGGGACGGUAUCGGUAUGAGAGAUUCACUUCCACCGUCAACUCCACUGCUAGCGUCUCUCCCUGUCUGCAGAAUAAAAGCCAAACUCCACUCUCAUCCCUGGAAAAGUCACAGGCGAAAAUAAAUGCAGGAUGUGAAAAAGAAGCAGGUUCUUCCAUGUGGGUCUAUGUCUUGCUGGGAAAUCUGUUGCGUGGAAUUGGUGAAACUCCUAUCCAGCCUCUGGGAAUUACAUACAUUGAUGAUUAUGCCAUUGAAGAAAAUGCUGCCUUAUACAUUGGCUGUGUGCAGACGGUUGCAAUUAUAGGACCAAUAUUUGGCUUUCUUCUAGGAUCUCUAUGUGCCAAACUUUAUGUUGACAUCGGCUUUGUAGAUCUGGACAGUGUAACAAUAACUCACAAGGACGUGCAGUGGGUGGGAGCCUGGUGGCUGGGUUACUUAAUAGCAGGUGCAGUUAGUGUUCUGGCUGGCAUCCCCUUCUGGUUCCUGCCAAAGCACCUCCCGAAGCCAGAGCGAAGAAAGGACUCCAGUACCUCUUCUGAGCAGUCAAAGUUCAUCACUGAGGAGAGCAAAGACCAACACAAAUUGUAUCAGCAACAAAUGAAGAUCACUGAGAUGGCAAAAGACUUCUUGCCAUCACUGAAAAGCCUCUUUGGGAAUCCAGUUUACAUUCUGUAUUUGUGCGCAAGUAUCGUUCAGUUCAAUUCUUUAAUUGGCAUGGUGACGUAUAAGCCAAAGUAUAUUGAGCAACAGUAUGGGCAAACGUCUUCAAAAACUAAUUUUCUUAUAGGUCUUAUCAAUGUUCCUGCUGUGGCUUUUGGCAUAUUCUCUGGAGGACUCAUCAUGAAAAAAUGUAGAAUCGGUGUUUUAGGUGCUGCAAAGCUGUCCUUGGGCUCAUCUUUCUUUGGCUACCUUUUGCUCCUCUCGCUAUUUGCAAUGGGCUGCAAGAAUUCAGAUGUGGCUGGGCUGACCGUAUCGUACCACGGAACUGAACAGAUGACCGAUUAUGAGCAAUCCCUGUUUUCAGAGUGCAACUCGGGCUGCGCCUGCUCCAACAAUGACUGGGACCCCAUCUGCGGGGAAAAUGGAGUUACCUACAUUUCCGCUUGUCUUGCUGGCUGUCACGCAUCCAACGGCAGCGGGAAAGACACUGUAUUUUUUAACUGCAGCUGUGUGGGACCCUUGGAAUCUCCGUCACAAAGCUCCUCAGCUGUGGUGGGACCGUGUCAAAAAGGAAAUGAGUGCCCAGAAAUGUUUCUGUAUUUUCUGGUAAUAUCAGUUAUCACUUCAUACACUUUGUCAGUUGGUGGCACACCUGGAUACAUUCUGCUUCUAAGGUGCAUUAAACCACACUUGAAAUCAUUUGCACUUGGUAUCUACACCCUGGCAGUAAGAGUACUGGCGGGAAUUCCAGCCCCAGUGUAUUUUGGAGUGGCCAUAGAUACCACCUGCCUGAAAUGGGGAAGCAAAAGAUGUGGGGGAAAAGGAGCAUGCAGACUAUAUGACUCCAGUGCACUCAGGUAUGUGUAUCUGGGGCUGACUUUGAUGUUGGGCACGGUGUCCAUUUUCUUCAGUGUUGCUGUUCUUUGGGUUCUCCGGAAAAGGUCUUCUUCACAUGAUGAGACCCUCUCAACCAACGUGGAGAGAGGCACCUGUGGGACAAAGAGCAAGGCAGAUAAUAGUGUCAAUAGUGGUCAUCUAAUUCAGACAACUUACUGGCCAGAAAAGGAGACUAGACUUUAGGAAGACUGAGAUCUCACCGUGGCUUUACCCAGUGAGUGGUGCUCCAGGCAAAAAUCUAUCACCAGUGAAGAGAUAUUUUAGUAUCCACCCUGAAAACAUCCACUUUCAUGUAAUUUUCACUGUAAACAGCAAAGACAAUUGUUUUAGCACAUGUACAGCUCUGAAAAUACUGCUCACCGUUAUGUCCUACCAAGUCAGUGCCAGUCCAGUUAGAGGAUUUGUCAUGGCUGGAAAGGUGCACCUUACUUCAACACCAAGAAACCUGUUUUAUGGCUGCCCCUCAGGUCCAUCCCUCCUCAUCAAGCUGCUGCCACUGCAGCCCUGAAGCUUCCUUCUGUAUGUGGAGUCUGCUGUGCAGCUCUGUCCACCGUGGUGGCAGACCAAGAGGAUCUGGAGCACAAAACCUGACUUGGCCAUCUGAAAGUUCCAGAGAUCUUCUGCACAUAGCUCACCCUGGCAAGCAGUGCAGUACAGGGUAGAGGGAAGGUGGUGUGCUGAAAGAGCAUCUUACGAAUUCAACCCAUAACACUUAGGAAAUUAAAUGAUGUGGGAUUCUCUUUCAAGUAGUUCUGUGAUAGCAAAACAAUAACAGCAAUAGAAGUUAUCAUUGCAGUUAGAGCACAAUAGUAUUGUCCAAAGGAAAAUGGAAUAAAAAUAGAGCUUCUUUACCUUUACAUCAGUUUCUUGCUGCUUGCUAGUACUCAGUAUACUAUAAUUCCACACAUUUUGUGCAAUGUACUAAUACCAUUAUACAAGUUAAAUAUGAUUUAUUUUUGAAAAAGCUAUGACAAACAAGUUUGGGAACAAUAAAAUUAAUU